UUUCCGGUGGGCAAAGGGCAAGCAGAAUGUAAAUACGAGACUGGAGAGCGAUCAUUAGGUAACACGGACUACCCGGUCCGUGGUGGAAGCCCGAGGAAGAGGAGGAAACGAGGCUGGUGGGUCUUGGGGUGACGGGGGGGAAAGAGCUUCAGAAGUCGGAGUUGAGACCCACCGCGGGUGUGACAGAACCGGGACGCUAAGAAUGGCUUCCUUUGGAUGGAAAAGGAAGAUUGGUGAGAAGGUCUCAAAGGUCACUUCCCAGCAGUUUGAAGCUGAAGCUGCUGAUGAGAAGGAUGCAGUUGAGAAUGAUGAAGGGAACUGGCUUCAGGCUGUUAAACGGAGGAAAGAAAUUCUCCUUGAAGGCUGUGCUGAGAAAAGUAAACAGCUGAAGGACGAAGGAGCCAAUUUGGCUGAAAAUAAAAGAUAUCGAGAGGCAAUUCAGAAGUGGGAUGAAGCACUACAGUUAACCCCAAAUGAUGCUACCCUGUAUGAGAUGAAAUCACAGGUCCUAAUGUCUCUUCAUGAAAUGUUCCCAGCAGUUCAUGCUGCAGAAAUGGCUGUCCAGAGAAAUCCACAUUCGUGGGAGUCUUGGCAAACUUUGGGGCGUGCUCAGCUUGGAUUAGGAGAGAUAGUCUUGGCAAUUCGAAGUUUUCAAAUAGCCCUUCAUAUCUAUCCAAUGAACCCUGAAAUCUGGAAAGAAGACCUUUCUUGGGCCAGAACGCUCCAGGAGCAGCAGAAGGUAGCACAGAGGAUUAAAAAAAGUGAAGCACCAACAGAAGUAACACAUUUCUCACCAAAGUCAAUUCCUGAUUAUGACUUUGAAAGUGAUGAGAUUGUUGCUGUUUGUGCAGCUAUUGCUGAAAAACAGAAGACAGUUUCAGCAAAUAAAACAAUGGUUAUCGUGUCAGCUUCUGGGACUGUAGAGACUGUGACUGAGAAGGAAGAUGGUGCUGCGCCGCCAGAUGGCUCUGUUUUUAUCAAAGCCCGAUGAAGCUCAGCAGGAGUCAUUGGAAUCUGUCUUUGAUUUUGCCACUUGAAGUUUUAGGCAUGGGGGCAUUUACUGCGGAGAAACAGGGCAAAACUCCUGUUUAUAAAUAGGUUUCUCAGAUGAGCCAUAGAAAAACUAAAUUGAGGAAUUAUUGUAUAGUGUUUGGACUAUACUUUGUUAAGUUAUGAUUUCCUCCUAAGAUUAAAAUUCUGAGUACAAUAUUUGCUUAAUAAGCUUAAAUAACUUAAUGCAAAUAUAUGAGUGAAUGCUUUUCAAAGACACAACCUGAACAGUAAAUUCUCAGAUAGUGCAUAACUUGACCACCAGUGUUAUUAAAAUGUUGACUUGUUGACUUUUGCUUUAUGAUAAAGGAGGUAGGUGAUUUCUUUCCCUGAUAGAAAUGUACUGUUACUACUCACUCUUCUGUUUUUCUUGCGUCAUUAGAGUAAGACUCUCACAAAGCUUGAGCCUUUUUGAUAUUCAUUUUGAUUCAAAGUUGUUAUUUGGUUAUACAUAGAAUCUUUGAAAGUUUGUCUGAAAAUGCAUGCAAAUGUGUACAUGCUGAACAUUUUCUGAAUUUUCUCUGAAUUCCGAUUUGUGCUUUUGCUUAUGUUUUAACUUUAAAAUUAUAACAAAGGUUGAUGCCACCUUCAGUAUUUGUGAGAUGUAUAAAGUACUGAUAAAUGUCAGAAUGAUGGUUUUAUUUUUUUUAAUUAUUACAGUAGAUAGCAAGUCACUUUUAAGAUGUACAUUUUUUAAACAAGUAGCUCUUAUAUAUGCAUCAAAACAAAUUGCACUGCUAAUGUCCCAGUCAAAAGCAGUAUUUUCUUUUCCCUUUUUUUUGGUUUUUUUGUUUGUUUUUAGGGCUGCACCCAAGGCAUACGGAGGUUCCCAGGCUAGGGGUCAAAUCAGAGCUACAGCUGCUGGCCUAUGCCACAGCCACAGCAAGUCGGGUUCUGAGCCACAUCUGCGACCUUCACCGGUGCUCACAGCAGUGCCAGAUCCUUAACCCAGUGAGCAAGGCCAGGGAUCAAACCCACAUCCUCAUGGAUACUAGUUGGAUUUGUUUCUGCUGUGCCACAAUAGGAACUCCUUCUUUUCCUUAUUUUUAAAAGAUUAAAAACCUUUAAAGUUCUUAACUUAUCCCUUGCUUAUAACUUUUCAGCUGAUAUUUUAGAAUUCCUUUUCCAAAUAAUUUUCCUGGAACUACUCAGUGAAAUGAGAAACAAUUAUAAUUAUAUCUAAAUAGCUAAAUUAUAUCUUUCUAAAAAUUAAAAGAAGAGAUGUUAUUAAAGUGCCAGUGAGUGAAUACCUUAGGCACAACAUAAAUAGAAACUGAAAUGUGAUUUAUGGUUCAAUUCCAUGAGUAGAAAAGGACAUAUUGAAGAAUAUAUUUCAUUGAAAGUUCAUAGUCACAUCCACAAAUCAAUACUGUCAUUGUAACGUUAAUUAUUAUUUUUAUACAACAUAUAUUGAAGUACAGUUAUAUAGAACUGCUGGUACUGUUAAUUCUGACACUCAGGAAGCUGUAAUUGGUGUAAAAUUAAUUUCAUCCUUGUUAGAGAUGAAGUAAGAUACUUUAUUAUAAGGAAGCUUACCUUUCUAUCUUGGAGCAUGUAUGUAAUGGUCUAUGUUUUUGUCAGAUGAUUUAGAGAACAUUUCUUUUAGUGGAAUAAUUACCUCUUUUUUUCAGAUUUGGAGAGGUUAGCACUUGUCUUGAAAAGCAUUAUAUUUUUCCCCAAAGUUGUAUCAGCCAGUUAGCUCUGGUCCAGAGAGGUUAGUUUUAGAAAGAUCAAAAAAAACCCACAGAUAUUAAUUAUAUUUUAUUUGGUUAAUAAAGAAUACUCAAAGGAUAGGUAGUUGGGUAUCUAUAGGAGUGAGCUCUUACCAUUUUGUAUGUUGUUUUGAGUAACGGGUGUUUGUUUAUUGUAUUAUUUGUGAACAAAUACUUUUUUUUCACCUUUUAAAGAUUUGCCUAUUGUUUUGUGUUGCUAGCUUUAAAAAAAUUUGAUUUAUUUAAUUUCUUUCUUAUGUAAAAAUAAAAUAUGUAAAGCACCUUGUAUGGUGUCUUGCACGUGAAAUACUCAGUAUAUGGUAUUUCUGUGAGAACUUGAAUUAGUUUUGAGUUACUUAACCUUACUUUCUUCUGAUUUUAAGAAAGGAGGAAAGCUUCUUUGUAAUCUUUUGCUUAUCUGAAAGUGAGAAGUCACUACUACUUUUUUUUUUUUCUUUUUAGGGCCACACGCAUGGCAUAUGGAAGUUCCCAGGCUAGGGGUCAAAUUGGAGCUGUAGCUGCUGGCCUAUGCCACAGCCACAGCAAUGCGGGAUCCAAGCCGUGUCUGCGACAUACACCACCACUCACAGCAAUGCUGGGUCCUUAACUCACUGAGAGAGGCUGGGGAUCGAAUCCAUAUCCUCAUGGAUUUUAGUCAGGUUCCUAACCCACUGAGCCACAAUGGGAACUCCAGAAGUCACUACUUUUGAUAUCAUAGGACAGAUGGCCAUCGCUUGGUGAUUAAUCUUGGUAUAAGUUCUACACCUCAACCCAAAAGAAGCAAGACCCUGGAUGGAGUGCAUGUAGCCACUAGUUCUGUUGAUGAACCUACUGUUUCCUCUGUAUUGACAUGGGUAGGCAGGUUAGUCUCUUCCUUAUUUAGAGAUUAGAUAUAUGAUGUUUUAGAUGCACGAUGAAGGAGAGAAAGAAAUAGUGAAUUAUGGAGAGGAAAGGCAGCUCAUUUCUUCAGGCCUGAAAAGAUGCUUAGUUAAUACUCUUAUGUACAUGAAAAGAAAAAUACAUAUAUUAUUUUAUAAGGAUGUGACUACUGAUAGAUCUUUUUUUCUUUUUCUUUUUUGGCUGCCCCACAGCAUAUGGAGUUCCCGGGCCAGGGAUCAGAUCUGAGCCACAGUUGUGAUGUACACUGCAGCUGUGGCAAAACUGGAUCCUUAACCCACUGUGCUGGCUGGGGGAUCAGACCUGCAUCCCAGUACUCCAGAGACGCCACUGAUCCACUCUGCCAUAACAGGAACUCCCUGAUAGAUCUUUACUAAGCUUUCUAACUGUAAUAGCAAAUUCUUGUGAAUCUGAAAGAAAGAUAAUUUAUGAUAUUGAUACAAUUAAAAAUAUUUAAUAUACUUUCUGAAAUACUAAACACAAGUUAUAUUGAAUAUAAUUUGUUUUUUUUUUUUUUUUUUUUUUUUGUCAUUUUUGCUAUUUCUUGGGCCGCUCCCGCGGCAUAUGGAGGUUCCCAGGCUAGGGGUCCAAUCGGAGCUGUAGCCACCGGCCUACGCCAGAGCCACAGCAACGCGGGAUCCGAGCCGCAUCUGCAACCUACACCACAGCUCACGGCAACGCCGGAUCGUUAACCCACUGAGCAAGGGCAGGGACCGAACCCGCAACCUCAUGGUUCCUAGUCGGAUUUGUUACCCACUGCGCCACGACGGGAACUCCUGAAUAUAAUUUGAAUGAUUCUUAUUUUAAAAUUUUAUGGCAUAAACGCUCAUUAGAGCACUACACAUCCAGACCAUACCUGAGACUUUGAGAAUCAUGUAUUAUUCUCAGGACAACAGGUUCUUAGAUUAUAAACAUUGAAAAAUCGUGCAAGGUAUAGAUCACAGAACCUAGAUCUACUUUAAUUGGGGCCUACGUACAAAAUUUUAUGGUAGUCUAAGUAUGCUGUCAGCUUUUAAAUUGAUGUUAUAUGUCAAAACUGUAGUGAAGACUUUAAAUUAAAAGCUUCAUCUCGGAAUGCUAGAGUUUCCAUGGUUGUAACUGAUCAGUAUAGCCCUUUUUGAAAAUUAUGCUUUAUGUAAUGAUGUCAAAAACUUGCCUCACUCUCUUUCCCAGCAGUAGGAAAUUGUCAUUCAUUUCUUUAAUUUCAGCUUCAUGAGUCAGAAACCCUUCUAAAUUGAUUUAGGAUUUUGACUUCAUGACAUACAUGUAUCUAAGUGAGUUCUACGUUGACACAAGAACCAUAGUACUAUAAUUAUCGUCAAAUCAAUGGGCGUAUUAAGUGUGUUUUUCCUGAGAUAUCAUUAAACUGAUGGUCUAUUUUGUAAUCGAUGACAUUGUAGGAUUGAGAAAGUAUUAUUUUUUAACCAGUGAUAAAAUACACAAAUCUGUAAAUGAUUUACCCAUUACCAAAGGAAAUUAAAAUGAAAUAUGUCACUUUAGCCACAUGUAAUUAAAUAUGCCCACUUGAAUGGAAGAGAAGGGGUGGUCCUAUAGCUGCGUACCGUGAAUUGUGCCUUAAUGUGUGCUGUGUGUGAACUUCACCUGCUAUGUGUGCCAAGGUGGGAGAAGGGGUAAAAAAUGCUUAUCUUAAGCUAGUCUUUGUUGGGAAGGCAGAGGAUGGGCAUGGCUUUUUUCCCACAGUGCUGCUUUGGACAUCUGUUAACCAAGGAAUUCCAGUCUCUCUUCCCACCUCCUCAGUAAAGGGAGUUUAGAAUAAAGAACUGGACAUACAAACCCCUUUCUCCCUUUUUUUCUCCAGAUGUGUCAUGCCUGGAGAGAGCCUAUGUUGUGGGCUCUUGUCAGAAAUAAUAUGUUUUGCAGUGAAGGCGCUCUGCCACUGCAAGGGGAGACCUGUAGUUGUGCAGGAAGGCCCAUGCCUUGGUGAGCAGGUCUAAUUCUGGCUUUGAUAUUAGGUAGCCAUUGUUGGCUCAAACCCAGAUUACAUCCACUUAGACUUUUUCAGCAAUAAAUCUGACAUUAAAUCUUUGCAUGACUUUUUGUCUCUCAAGUGGCUCAAAAGUCAGAAGGGGAAAGGGGGUGUUAUUUUUAUGACUCUGCAAACCCCAACAAAGAUUAGUGCAGAUUGUAUUUCGAAGUAAGCCUGAGACAAAAACAAAUUGGGAAUUUCUAAUUUUAGAUUUUUUUAAAAUCAUGGAAAUUCUAUUGAAAAUGGGUCAUGUUAAUGACAAGGCAACAUGCAAACAUUUGUUCAGGAUAUUUAAAAGGUCUACUGCCCAGGCAUUGUGAUAGACCACAGUAUUGACUCUAGAUUUCAUUUGAAAGAAAGAAUAUGAAACAAUAUCUCUGCCCAUCUUGUCUUUCUUAAGAGUGUAAUGUAUAUGUAAUAAAAUGUACUCAUUAUAAGUUUACAGUUUGAAGAGGUUUGACAAGUGUGAAUAUCCUCACCAUUAUCAAUAGGUAGAAUAUUUCCAUCACCCAGAAAGUUCUCAAAUGCUCAUUUGUAGUCACUUCCCUCCACCCCAACAACCAGCACUAUUCAACUAAUUUGCUUUCUGUGGCUAUAGAUUUGACUUUUCUAGAAUUUCUAGUAAAUAGAUAUAAAAUAUAUAUUCUUUCUGAGCUUUUUCACUCAGCCUAAUUCUAUUAAAAUCCGUCCAUGUCGAAAUUCUUCCAUGCUCUUAUACAUGAGUAGUAUGUUCCUUUUUAUUGCUGAGCGUUAUUCUGUUGUAUGGAUAUACCACAAUUUGUCACUAUUCAUAUCUGUUGAUAGACAGCUAGGUUGUUGAUGGACAGCUGCGUUUUGAUCUAUUAUGAAUAAAGCUGCUAUGUACAUAUGCUGUAAA
Sus scrofa (pig) is the source of this 6523-nucleotide messenger RNA. It is a transcript of the gene TTC33, whose product is annotated as tetratricopeptide repeat domain 33. Lineage: Eukaryota; Metazoa; Chordata; Mammalia; Artiodactyla; Suidae. Gene Ontology annotation, molecular function: protein binding. The record is from RefSeq and is a predicted model, not a curated record.